ACUAAACGGCGCGUACCCCUAGUUUACUCAAUUUGGGAGUUUCUUAACUACGCCGAGGUUUUUGGUGCUAAGUGGCUGAAAAUGGGUAUCCUUAUGUAAAAUUGACCAAGGAACAAGAAUAUGGCCACAGAUUUGACCUCCGACCAAUAUCUUGAGAAAUAUGUACAGAAAAUGACCAAAUUUUACCGAAAAUACCCAAAUCUUGGGGAAACGGCCCAAAAAAAAAAUUUUUUCACCAUCCGUUGGCACUAUCUUGUAGAAAAAGAGUCAAUAAAGCGAAUGAGCACACGCCCAGGUUUCUAGCUUCAACCGUUUAGAAGCUAUAGGGCUUCAAAGUUGGAGCUUUUUCCAGGGGGGGCUGAAAAGCGGCACUUUUGACCUCGUCACUUAAUGCCCGGCCCCUGCACCUUAUAAGCAGUGUUCCUUGCGUCCAAAGAGUGGUCGGCGCGGGCAGUGGGAGUUGAGAAGGUGGCGAGGCGGCACAGCGGUUCUGUGCAGCGUCCCCUUUCAGGGCGCCUGAACAGCUGAGGGUAGGCAAGCCCGCCCAACAACGCCUGGUAGGUAGGCCACCCAACGCGCUGGUUUGCCGGGGGGAAUGCCACUCGGCGUCGGUCUCAAGCUGUCAACCUUCGGGAAGGUUCGGAAGCCCUUCGGAUUCGGUCGGCUGGCUGGACGGCUGUGUCAUCGUCCCCCCCCCCUCCCCCCUUUUCCUGUUUUCCACUGUCAACGCAAUAUUGUAGACAGUGGCAGGCAGACCUGACCUGCGUGCUUUUUUUGAUAGUCGUAGUGAGGGUGUUGUGGUUUUGUGACGGUCGCUCGCCGAAGCUUGUUUCGGCCCGUUUGGACUUGUUUACCGUCCAGAGAGUCGUGUAUGUCAAGAUGGCACCUCCAGUUUUUGCAAAGAAAGUGUGCUGUGACCCUUAUCAGAAGCAUAGGAAGCCAGUAACUCUUAAUUUGAGAGUUAUUGUUGCAUUCGACAAGGAGAAGAACCCUGGACUGAUUGUUGGAUCUUAUAUUUGUGACAACUGUCGAAAAAUUUCAGAAGGUCUUGACUGUAGUUCUAUAGAAUUACCAAAGAAACAUCAUGGGCCCUCAGGAAGCGGGCAAAGUUCCAACUCUGGCCAGAGCCAGCCCAAGGAUGUAUGCUGCAAUCCAUUCAAAUUGCACUCGAAUGCAAUUUACAAGGGUCUGAGACGAAUUAAUGAUUCUGAUAGGAUACGUUGUGAAAAGCUGAAUUGGAAUGUUGGUCAAUUUUGGUGUGACACCUGCCGCAAGCAUGAUUCAAGUUCUGCCCAAUCAAAAACAUCUGUGGGAUCAGAUGAUAAUAUAGAAGAAUUUGAUGAAACAUCAAUCAAAGAUUUGGGAUUGGCAGAUCUAUUUGCAGAAAUUUCUGGAGAACUGGCUGCAGAGAAGAGUGAGCCUAACAGCCAAGAAAUUGUCGCUGUUGCUGGUACAAGCCAGUCCAGUGAUUCAUGCUCUCCAACGUUGAGUCCUGUGGUGCGAACUGAAUCUUCUAAGCGGAAAUUGACAUCAUUGGGUGUGGGACCACUAGUACUCACCGGAGUCAAGUCACAAGCAGGAAUAGCUGCUGUGACUAAAAGAAAGAUUGAUGAAGCUAUGGACUUGGUUCAGAAGAAAGUUUGUGUGGCAGCAGGAAUCACUGUUGAAGAUUUACCUCAGCCUCCAGAAGCUAGAAAAGCCCAAGAUCACGAUCUUCUUAUGAAUGACAUCAAAGAAAAAUUACUCUCAGCCACUAGAUUUGAGAAAUACCAAUUGCUUUCGCUUGUUCCUCUUAGCUGGUCUGUCAAUGCAGCAGCCCAAUUUUUUGGUGUUGGGAGAACUCUAAUUAAGAAUACCCGAGAAUUGAGAAUUCAAAAAGGAAUAUUACCUGGGAGAGAUUUUACAAGAAAAUCAAGUGUUCUUGAUUCUACUAGACUGCUCAUUAAAGACUUCUACUGUUCAGAUGAAAACUCUAAAGCUCUACCUGGGGUGAGAGAUUGUGUAAGUGUCAGUAAAGGAGUUUACGAGCAAAAGAGAUUGCUUCUCUGUGAUGUUGCUGAACUUUACGAGUCUUUCAAAAAGGCUUACCCAGACCUCAAAGUAGGGCUUUCAACAUUUUAUGCCCUGAGGCCUAAGUGGUGUGUUUUUGCUGGCGGAGCAGGAACCCAUGAACAGUGUAUUUGCCAAACACACCAAAAUUUUAAGCUUAUUCUCUAUGCUCUGAACAUCAAGAUACAUUAUAGUGAAUUGAUAAAAUUGUGUGUUUGCAAUAUUGAAGAUAGAUGUUGCAUGCUCAAACUAUGUGAAAACUGUCCAUCAUUAGAACAAGUGCAGGAAACAAUUCGACGUCAAAUACAAGUCCCUGAGCAGUUACAGUUUGAACACGAAGAGUUUGAAUUUCUUGAAGGGACCAUCAAGUUCAGGCAAUGGAAAUCCACUGAUAAAACAGAAAUGUUGGUACAAAUUUGUAAGCGUUCUGAAUUAAUUGAACUUGCUGCAAAGAAACUCAAUGACCUGAUUCCGCACAGUUUUAUUGCGUACAGCCAGGCAUGCUAUGUGAAGAAAAUGAGAGAAGACCUUCCACAGGACAAAGUAGUUGUGAACAUGGACUUUUCAAUGAACUAUAGCUGCUUGGUACAGGGGGCUGUGCAGUCGUACCAUUGGUCUCCUAAGCAAGUUACAGUUCACCCGACUGUCAUUUAUUAAAAGGAUGUUAUGUGGCCAUAUUCUUGUUCCUUGGUCAAUUUUACAUAAGGAUACCCAUUUUCAGCCACUUAGCACCAAAAACCUCGGCGUAGUUA
Messenger RNA from Thrips palmi, 2801 nucleotides. RefSeq lists its product as uncharacterized. The record is from RefSeq and is a predicted model, not a curated record. The transcript has 6 exons. Lineage: Eukaryota; Metazoa; Arthropoda; Insecta; Thysanoptera; Thripidae. The coding region runs from base 880 to 2706 and encodes 608 amino acids.